UUGAUGGAUUAAUUCAGAGCGCGCCUUUAACCCGCAGGAGAGAACCUCAUCGGUCAGGUGCUAAACGUACUUUAAGCUACGAAUUUCCUGCUAAAAAAAAUCCAGAGAAAGAGAGGUAAACAGAAUCAGCGAUCGCUUCAACAUACAUAGAUCAUCAUCUCUAAUCGGAUCCUUGUUGCGUUUCAAAACCCUAACUCUCAAGAGGAGAAAUAGAAUAUAAUAACUGAUGGAAGGAAAUGGGGGUGAUGCUGCCAAUGUGGUGGCACCUCUUGCGAAGUGGAGAAAUGAUUUCUCUCGGGCAUUCCAGUUCUAUCUGGACCGAUCCACACCUCACCCGACAGAGAGGUGGCUGGGAACUCUUGCGGUUGCAGCAGUUUAUGUGUUGCGUGCUUACUUUGUUCAAGGGUUUUACAUCAUCUCGUAUGGUCUUGGAAUUUAUAUCUUGAAUUUGUUGAUUGGGUUUCUGUCACCCAAGGUUGAUCCUGAACUUGAAGUUUCGGAUGACGCUUCUUUGCCAACUAAAGGAUCAGAUGAGUUCAAGCCCUUUAUCCGGCGCCUUCCUGAGUUUAAGUUCUGGUACGCCAUCACCAAGGCUUUUUGUGUGGCCUUCCUUAUGACCUUCUUCUCUGUAUUUGAUGUCCCUGUUUUCUGGCCCAUAUUACUCUGCUAUUGGAUUGUUCUGUUUGUCCUCACAAUGAAGCGCCAAAUCAUGCACAUGAUCAAGUACAAAUAUGUUCCAUUCAGCAGAGGAAAGCAGAGGUAUGGCAGGAAGAAGUCUGGUGCAAGCAGCAGUGGCUUGAUGAGGGACUAAGCUAUGACAUGUCCUGCAGCCUUCCAAAUUUCGUGCCUUUUUAGUUUUAAGAAGGUUUGCCUGUCAAUUUCAAAUACAUAAGCCAAACUAAAACAUAGGUGUUGAAAAUUUCAUUUUGUCUUAUAUUUUAGUUGUAGCAGCCAGUAGCAUGCAUUGGAUUCACACGUUUUCUACGUUUACUGGAGAUGUACUUUCAUACUUCAGAAUCCUUCUACUGGUAUUCUAAUUUUGUAAUGAAUAAAAUUGAGCAGAUUAUGAGCCA
Molecule: messenger RNA, 1073 nt
Organism: Populus trichocarpa (black cottonwood)
Lineage: Eukaryota; Viridiplantae; Streptophyta; Magnoliopsida; Malpighiales; Salicaceae
Product: protein RER1B
Exons: 4
Coding region: 227-811 (194 amino acids)
Biological process (GO): protein retention in ER lumen; retrograde vesicle-mediated transport, Golgi to endoplasmic reticulum
Cellular component (GO): Golgi membrane
Source: RefSeq, a predicted model, not a curated record